AUUUUUUACCUGUGCCGAUCUAUUUAUGUUUGUUGUUUAGUAAAUAAUAUUUUAUAAAUAUUGCUAACGCCAGAUUCUAAAUGUACUGUACAUUAUAGUAUAUUACAAGUGCAUGCUAAGAACUUUGCGUACUUUUUCAGGACAGUUAUCUAGAAUGGUUUCGUUGCCGCCUCGUAAGAUUUCCACGUCUGUCGCUUCUUCAAGACAAGAUAUUUCGCCAUAUCAAGUACUAGUACAGAUGGGAUUUCCUAGGAAAAGAGUACUAAAAGCGCUAGCUGCGACCGGUAACCGUAGUGUUCAACUGGCAUCAGAUUGGCUUCUUACUCAUGUAAAUGAUGCUGCACUGGACUCAGAGGAGCCUCGUGAAUAUAUACUAUAUGUCACACCUACUGGACAACUGUUAAGUCAGAUACAGGAAUUCCGAGAGAAGGCAAAAAGUAUUUGUGGAUGGAAUGGUGCACAUAAUGCUCCACCCCAUAUAACAAUAGUCCCGUUUUUUAAAGCAUCAGAUGAGGGAUCUUUAAACCUGGCAGUAGCUGUGAAACAUGCUGUUGAGAAAGUAGGACCACAACCAGCCUGUCCGAUGAAACUAGAAACUUAUGUUUCACCCAAUUUUAUUGGCCUUUUCAUAUCUGAAGAGUAUGCUGAAUAUUUUAAGGCAUUGUCUUUACAAUAUGUAAAAGAAAUUCAAGUUGAAGUGGGAAAACUGUUUAAACAAAGGGCUAUGGCAGGAUUGGAUUGUUCAAAAAAUGUUAUGCCAAUGUCAAAAAAUUUGGAUCCACUGGUCAAAUCGUUACACAUGACGCUUGCAUACCAUUUUGAUAUAUCGGCGUUUGAUUCCCUCAAGUGUUUGGCCAGUCAACUAGAGUUGCCUGAUAUAGCCAACUGGGAGCUACGACUAUAUUCUAGAGAUCCUCGCUAUAAUAAUUAUCAGGUGUAUAAAGUCAACCAAGGCUACACGCCGAAGGCCUCCGAUGAACUUGAACUCGUUAUCGGAGAUUUUAUUUAUAUCGAGGAGUCGCAGUUUGACGGCUCGGCUGACGGCUGGGUGUACGGCACUUCGUGGUUGACAGGUAUCUCAGGUUUUCUCCCGGGCAUCUACGUACAAAGGACAGCAGAGUCGGACGCCUGGACGUUACACCGAGCAGUUUCACUAGGGCACAAGAACUGCGCGGAAUGCAAAUCAUCAGACUCGGAAACGAACACGUACUCGGUGAUGUCGAACUAUCCGCACGAGGACGCGGCGGGGCUCGCGCAGGAGAAGUCGGAGGAGACUUACCAGGAGUGGGAGAAGUACUGGCACGAAGUCCAAAAUGACAGGAGCGAGAGUAUACUGCGCAUCACACAGGGUACAAGUAUAGACUGGAAAUCGAGCGUAGGGCGCGGAAUCGGGGAUUCUGAGAGUUCUGACAGUAUUACAACAAGCACGGGUACGGAUAGUAACAGCCGGCGCUGGGUGUUCGCGAUGCGACACGGCGAGCGUGUGGACCUCACCUACGGCCAGUGGGUCCCAUUCUGCUUCGAUGACAAUGGCACCUACGUCCGCAAGGACCUUAACAUGCCGCUACAUCUGCCGGAGAGGGAGGGUGGCAGCGCGUCGUUCGCGAAGGACACCCCGCUGACGCGCGUGGGGCGGCUGCAGGCGCGGCUGGUGGGGGAGGGGCUGCGGCUGGCGGGCGUGCACGUCGCGCACGUGUACGCCUCCGCCGCGCUGCGCUGCGUCGAGACCGCACACAGCUUCCUAGAAGGUUUACAACCCGAGACUCCGGUGAAGAUAAAAGUUGAGCCCGGUUUGUUUGAGUUCAAACAUUGGUAUAUGCCUGGCGGUAUGGCACCGUUCAUGACACCCAAGGAACUACACAAAGCAGGAUAUAAUGUCGACUUAAAAUACAAGCCGUACGUGGAGGUGGACACAGAAGUAUCAGAGACGUUGGAGCAGUUCUACAAGAGGAACGAGAUGGUGAUACAUUCCGCAGUCAAAGAUACCGCAGCUGAUGGUGGCAAUAUAAUCUUCAUCGGGCACGCGGCAACCCUGGACCUGAUGGUGUACGCGCUGAACCAAUUCGGCAAGAAGCGAGCGGAGUCCGGCUACCAGAUCAGCAAGAACCUGCUGCGAGUGCCGUACUGCGCACUCGGCGCCAUGCGCGACAAGCCCUGGCAGGUCGUCUCCCCUCCCUGCCCACCCUCCAUCAACUCCAGCUCCGGACGCUUCGACUGGAAGAUACUGCUUGAUGUAUAGAUAUAGCUGUUAAUGAACAGUAAGGGUAAUCUGACGGUGUUACACUAUAAGAGCUACAGUUUGAACAAUAACCAAUAGGUUGCAGUUUUUAUGUGUCUGUAUAAAAAAAAAUCGGUCUUUGUUCACGGCAUUUAAUUAUUGUCCCGUUUACGCAACUUACUGCUCUCUAAUUGGUUAUUUGUAAUAAGCGAAGUCUCCUUGUAAGAAACAAGGCCAUUAUUCUGAAAGUGGAACACCGCGUAUUUCCGCGACUGUACAUAUAGCUCUAUAAAUGUGUAUACAAAGCUUCAGAAACUUGUAUAUGCCUUUGGUUUUAUUUAUGCAUG
Molecule: messenger RNA, 2565 nt
Organism: Papilio polytes (common Mormon)
Lineage: Eukaryota; Metazoa; Arthropoda; Insecta; Lepidoptera; Papilionidae
Gene: Epp
Product: protein UBASH3A homolog
Exons: 14
Coding region: 113-2239 (708 amino acids)
Molecular function (GO): protein binding
Source: RefSeq, a predicted model, not a curated record